Molecule: messenger RNA, 837 nt
Organism: Fonsecaea erecta
Lineage: Eukaryota; Fungi; Ascomycota; Eurotiomycetes; Chaetothyriales; Herpotrichiellaceae
Exons: 1
Coding region: 1-837 (278 amino acids)
Source: RefSeq, a predicted model, not a curated record
AUGCCUUCCACGAACGAUAAUAGUUCCGUCUCGGGCGAAGUGAAAGAGCAAGAUCACGCGGCGCAGGUAGACCUCGCGGUCAAGGAAACGCAACAAACGACCGUCGGGACACGUCUAAAACAACACCUGACAAGCCAUGUCGAAGUCAACAUCCUCGCCGAGACCGAACUCCUAAUCCUCACCUUCUGUACGGGAAUGCAAGACGCGACGACCUUCCCUGACUAUCAUUGCUUUGCCUCCAACCAGACAGGCAACACGGUCAUGCUGGCAGUGGCCAUCCUCCUCCCGGACCUAACUGACAAGUUGUUCCGGACGGAAAAUAUCGGAGUUGCUUUGGGUUUCUUUCUGGCCGCAGGAUGGAUAACAGGUCAAGUUGGUCACAUCGUUGGGCCGCGAUCUCGUCUUUGGAUCGUGUUUUGCAACUUGAUCCAGAGUAUACUGGUCUUCAUUGCGGCUGCAAUUCAAUACGCUUAUGGCAUUGAGCUGGAAGGCACAAGAACCAUGGUGGUUAUCGGCUUGCUAGCUUUCGCGGCCGGCAGCCAAGUCGUCUUAUCGAGAGCAUUGGCAAUCACUGAAAUCAGCACAGCGAUGGCGACGGCGGCAUGGGUUGACCUGCUAACGGAUCCUCGUCUGCUCACGGCAAAGAAUCGCCCUCGGAACCGUCGAGUCAGCUUUCUUGUAGCCCUUGUGGCCGGCGCUUUCUUUGGCGCGGGCAUAUACAGGGGUAUAGGCACGGCAACUUCGGUCUUGUUUUCAGCAAUUGGGAAACUCAUAGUGACCUUCAUGUUCUUACUCAACAAAGGAGAGAAGGCACCGCAGUCCCGGAGUAUCGUGUGA